AUCCCACGAGGCCGUUACGUUAAACGGGGGUUUCGUAUUUCAGUAAAACUGGUAUUCCACCGCUAUUAAUAUCUGUAGCUACUACAGCUUUCAUUCACGUCAAUCUUCCUACCUCGCUUAUCCGUCGCACCGAUUGGAUCUCCAGCGAAGUCUGCCGCAGAGUUUCUCGUCUGCUCAUUGCGAUCGUUUGAGAAUCAGUUAGUAUCUACUUGACCAUGAAUUCUCGAAGGGACCGUGGUGCUAGAGCUGCUCUGUUUGAUGGCAUUGAGGAAGGUGGAAUCAGAGCUUCAUCAUCAUAUUCUUCUCAUGAGAUUGAUGAGCAUGAAAAUGAAAAGGCACUAGAUGGACUGCAGGAUAGAGUCAUUCUGCUUAAAAGACUGUCAGGUGACAUACAUGAGGAGGUCGAGACCCACAACCGCGUGCUGGACAGAAUGGGCAAUGACAUGGAUUCCUCAAGGGGAGUGUUAGCUGGAACUAUGGAUAAAUUUAAGAUGGUGUUUGAGACCAAAUCAAACCAAAGAAUGUUCACCCUUGUGGCAUCAUUUGUGGUUCUGUUUCUGGUGGUGUACUACCUGACUAGGUAAAUGGUCUGACAAGAGUUGGGGUAUCUGAUCUCUUCUGGGGGUUUGUAGAACGCUGUUGAUGAUACCAGGCUUAAAAGUAAUCAUGCUCUCUGUCUAUAUCACCAACCCACCUGAGUUUGAUAUAAAAAUGUAUCUUUGUAUAAAAAUGUUCGGUGCAUAAUACUUUCUCAAGUUCUGUCUUCUAGAAUGGAUAAUGAUAUCAACUCUAGUCGUUAUUACCUUUGUUAUAGAUAUCUCAUAUACCGAACCAUGAUCUUUUGUUGAAAUGAAUACAUCAUGUUUUGCUGGCUCACUGUUUCACACUAUGAGAGUAUAAUAUCUCUGAAAGUAUAAUACGAAGUAG
Molecule: messenger RNA, 927 nt
Organism: Cuscuta epithymum
Lineage: Eukaryota; Viridiplantae; Streptophyta; Magnoliopsida; Solanales; Convolvulaceae
Source: the annotation of a GenBank genome assembly